Messenger RNA from Soboliphyme baturini, 429 nucleotides. The record is from the annotation of a GenBank genome assembly. NCBI's taxonomy places the organism in Eukaryota, Metazoa, Nematoda, Enoplea, Dioctophymatida, Soboliphymatidae.
AUGAAGGCUUAUAGUUGGCUGGAAGGCGGCGGCAGUGGCGGUGGCAGUGGCGGUUGCUAUAUUGGUUGCAGUUCGAAACUGGUUCGUCUCGUCGUCGUCAUCGUCGUCGUCAUCGUCGUCGUUCGUGUGUAUUUUUACGGGGCGCGUGGCGGUGGUGGUGAUGAUGGUUGGGUUGAUUGGAUUAAGAUCAAGCGACGACGACGACGACGACGACGAUAUCUCGGUCGCCGUAUCGUCGGCGGUUGCCCCCGUCCAUUGCUGAACAUGUUUCGGCUCGCCACAUCGUCGUCUCGGCGCCGCUCUGCGCGCUGCAGUCCGCACAUUGCACUGAAUACUGAGCCUCGUCGUGACCAUAUCGUCACUGCCAUGCGCUUGCCAACCCAUCGGUUGUUUGCCAGACCUGUAUACUUUAAAGCAAUAAGCCGAUAA